Messenger RNA from Rubroshorea leprosula, 2095 nucleotides. The record is from the annotation of a GenBank genome assembly. NCBI's taxonomy places the organism in Eukaryota, Viridiplantae, Streptophyta, Magnoliopsida, Malvales, Dipterocarpaceae.
CAAACCAAGGACAACUACCCCUGAGUUUCUUCUUAACUGCACAAUGGUAUUGCCAGCGACUCCAGAGAAGAAGAAAAACAUGGGAAGAAAAGGAAUUUCAGCUCUCUUCUUCCCAUCCUCAAAAACCCUUAAUUCUUCCCCUUCAUUUCCUAGCACCCACAUUUCUUCUUCCCCAAGUCACACAUUUUCUGAAUCAAUUAUGGAAGAAAACGUUGAAAAUGCAGAAUCUAUCAUCACCAAAUGGGAUCCUGACUCUUCUUCAAACACCAAAUUCAGUUAUCUUUUUCAGCAGGACAGAAGAGAAGCCACGGAUUUCCUCAAGAGUGUAAAAGAUCUCCACCGAGCCAUGCAUUUUUUAGUCUCGGAAAAUUCUACUUCUGACAAGCUUGUUCUCGCACAAAAACUUAUGCAAAUGGCGAUCAAGAGGCUUGAAAAGGAGUUCUAUCAGAUUUUGUCAGCUAACCGGGAUCAACUUCACCCGGAAUCAGUUUCCGGUGGAAGUAAAUCAAGCAAUCCAGAUGAUGGAGAGGAUGCUAAGUUAGAAAAGGCAGGCCAGUCCAUCACUGAAGUUGAAAGAUCCUCUGCACUCGCAAUGGCUGACCUAAAGGCCAUAGCUGAGUGCAUGAUCGGUUCUGGUUAUGGAAACGAGUGUGUAAAGAUUUACAAAUUGAUCAGAAAAUCCAUAGUCGAUGAAGGAUUGCAUCUUCUUCGAAUCAAACGGCUCAGGUCUUCUCAAGUUCACAAGAUGAACUGGGAAGUACUUGAGCAAAUGAUCAAGAACUGGCUGAAUGUGGUGAAAAUCGCUGUGAAAACCCUCUUCGCUGGAGAAAAAGUUCUCUGCAAUCAUGUGUUUCCGGUGUCCAAGACAAUCAGGGAGUCCUGCUUCGCAGAGAUAACAAGAGAAGGAGCAUUGAAUUUGUUCAUGUUCCCUGAACUCGUCUCCAAGUACAAGAAAUCACCUGAGAGAAUUUUCCGGUUCAUGGAGCUCCACGGAGCACUCUCCAAACUCUGGCCGGAGACUGAAUCAAUAUUUGAUUUUGAAUCAACCUCACGGAUUAAAUUGCAAGCUCUUACAUCCCUCCGCAAACUGAGUCACUCGGUUUGUAUCAUCCUGUCCGACUUUCAAUCAUCAAUCCAGAAGGACUCAUCAAGAACUCUGGUAACCGGAGGUGGAAUUCACCCUUUGACAGAAUCCUCCAUGAGUUACUUAUCUUCCCUAGCAGAAUACAGUGAGACUCUAUCUGACAUUGUUGCUGAAUGCCCAUUUCCGGGGAAUUCUUCACCAUUUCCAGAAUCUUACACCAUUGAUAGGUCAAAACCGGCAGCAUCGGUUCAUCUUGCUUGGCUGAUUCUAGUUCUUCUAUGCAAGCUUGACCGGAAAGCAGGGCUAUACAAAGAUGUGGCUCUGGCCUAUCUCUUCCUAACAAACAAUCUUCAGUUCAUUGUCGAAAAGGUUCGAACAAGUCCCCUGAAGGAACUCCUAGGAGAGGAAUGGGUGUGCAGACAUACCAAGAAGGUUAAACUGUACGCUUUGAGCUAUGAAUUGCAGGCCUGGAACAAGGUCUUAACAUCUUUACCUGGGGAAAGUUCUUCAGCAAUGUCACCAGAGGAACUAAAGGACUGUUUCCGGAGGUUUAAUGCCACUUUUGAAGAAGCAUACCAGAAACAGACAACCUGGAUUGUCCCGAAUAGGAAGCUAAGGGAUGAAUUGAAGGUGUCCAUAGCAAGGAAACUUGUACCGAUGUACAAAGAAUUCUAUGAAGCACAUUUAGGGGAUUUGGUUGGGGAGAAGAAUUUGGAGGUGUUGGUUAGGAUUGGACCUGAUGACUUGGGAAAUUACUUGUCUGAUCUGUUUCAUGGAACUCCUUUUUCAAGCAGUUUUUCUUCAUCCUCUUCGUUUAAUUCAUAAGGAUGUAUGUUGAUGCCCCGGUAAAGACAGUAUUCAAUAACAAUGAAUCAAGAUAGUCAAUGUUUUGUAAAGUGCAGAAACCAGAAUAGAAAGAGAGCUCUGUUCUUACUCUGUUUUCAGUGGUAGGGGUUUUCUUAAUGUUGAUGUUUUACUUACAAGUGUGAAGAAUAAAGAUCUCAUAUCGAA